AUGUCAAAUGAUAUAUCUCUUGGAGUUGAUAUUUUCAUUUUGACACUGGAACUUAUUUGUUCAAGUAUCAAUGGGUGCAUUCUGUUCUUUUUUAUUUCAAAGCAGGGCCUCCGAAAUAAUAAACAUAUCAAAUUACUGAUUUUCUUAUCAGUGGGAGAUUUUCUUCUCGCAAUUUGUGAGAUACCAUAUAUCAGUUACAUGGUGAUAAAUUGGAGAGAAACGAUAAUUGAUUAUGAUCCCUUGUAUAUUAUGGUCACAGCUCAGCCGUUACCAUUGCAACUGAAAAUUUCAGCAACGGUUACUGUAGGGAUAGCUUUGAGCAGGAAUAUCGCACUGUUCUUCCCUGCAUUUUACCGCCGAAUGGACCAAGAGCUCCACUCGAACGCAGUUAUUGCAGCUGCCCUAAUUUUUGCGAUCUUUGAUGACUUCUUAUAUUGGUACACAACUACUAUUGAGCAUCAUAUCAAUUGUGGAACUAUAGGGUGUUUUGUGAGUGAUCAAUUUCGGUACUACUGGGGAAUAUCCAAUAUGGUCCUGGGAUUCAUAGCAGUCUUCCUAUCGAUAACGAUUUUUUGGAAAUUGAAUUUGGUCUCAAAGGAUCGUGAUUCCAUCCAACAAGCCAGUUGUAAAUACGCCAAAGCAAAUCGCAUCUCAACUGGAAUCCUUGUAUCAUCUUUACUAUUUCUCACAAUACCAAGUAUCGGAGUAGGUAUAGUUGAGCUCUCAGGAUUCUCAAUUUUCAAGCUAGUUGGGCCAUUUUACUCAGCCUGUUUGCUUGUCAGUGGUUGUUGCAAUGGGAUCAUUUUCAUAACUGGUAACUGGGAUAGCAUUCACCCAAAACCUACAACAUCGUCUAUUCUAGUUACAAGAAUUGCCCCAAUUGAUUCAGGACAUAGCUAA
Caenorhabditis elegans is the source of this 900-nucleotide messenger RNA. It is a transcript of the gene R13D11.3, whose product is annotated as G_PROTEIN_RECEP_F1_2 domain-containing protein. NCBI's taxonomy places the organism in Eukaryota, Metazoa, Nematoda, Chromadorea, Rhabditida, Rhabditidae. The record is from RefSeq and is marked reviewed. Bases 1 to 900 code for a protein of 299 amino acids. The transcript has 5 exons.